UGAGCUGCGUGAAUCACAAGUUCUGUUGAAGUGAAGCUGACACGCCUACGCACUCCAGCGACUGGCGCACUGUGAGCAGACGAGCAGCUGCGACUCGGCUCGGCGGACGGGACUUCAGGUCAUCAUCAGUGUGAGGCGGAAAGGAGUGUGAAGCACAAAGAGGGCAAGGCGUGUUUCUCGGUGUGGAGGUGACUGGAUGCCUAGCGCAUCAUGAAGAUCUUCACCGCUCUGUUGCCGCUAGCGAUCUGCGGAGUUUUCCUAAGCUGCAGAGCGUUGGACACAUGUGAUAGUUGGGAGCCCGACAGAAGUAACAUUAACAACGUCUGCUGCAAAUUGUGUUCUGCAGGUUUUCGCCAUACCGGAGUGUGUGGACCUGAGCCGUCCACUUUGUGUGUUCCCUGUCGGUCUGGCACCUUCAAUAUUGACCCAGAAAGUUCUUCUUGUUCAAGAUGUCGGAGCUGCAAUGGUAAACUUACUUACAAGGAACUUUGUACAACUACAAGAAACUCAGUGUGUACCUGUGUGGAAGGCUUUAAGUGUGUAGAUGAAGAAUGCUCCAGGUGCAUAAAGCAAUGUGGCAAAGGAGAAGAGACCUUCGAGAGCAGUUGCAAGAAAUGUGAUUCUGGAACCUUCAAUGAUCAGGUGGAUGGGAUUUGCAAGCCAUGGAAAAAAAGAUGCAGAAAUGGAGAAAUUAUUAAGCAGAAUGGCACUGCUGAAAGCGAUGUUCUCUGUGAGCCAAUCCAGACUACACCAAGUACUACGACUACACCAGUGACUGCCAUACCUGUCGUGGUUACAAAGAAACCCAACACUCCAGCAGGACUAGAAAUGGCUGCUUUGCUGAUUGCUGCAAGCGUGACCGUGAUAGUUAUAUUAGUUUUGCUGAUGAUGUUUUUUGCGAGACACAUCUACAAGAACAAAGGUGCAGACUUACCAGUGGCCAAGACCCCUGUUGUCCAAGUUGCCCAAGAAGAGGACACCCGAAGCUGUCGGUGCCCUGAAGAGGAGCAGGGAGACAGUGAAGACAGCAGUGAAACGUGCAGCAAACUCCUAUUAGCGUGAAACAACACUCAGACCACUAAGAUGGUGUAGCAUGGUGUAUGAACACACUAGGAUGAAAUGAAGGACUGUGAUUUUAGAUUUUACGACAUUUAAUUCUAUAGGACUCCAGUUCAACAAGACUGAACCUUCUGUCGUCCUAGAGACUCAUGGAUGUGCAUGCAGCACAGAUGGAAUGAGAAGUGACAGUUUCUGAAACUGACAUUUGCCUCAGCACCAAACACAUUUUGCCAUUAUUGGACAAUUUACCAACAUCACUCCAGCUAAUGUCUAUAGAAGGAAAUUGUCCAUCUUUGAAUGACUCGCCCACAUCACGUUUGUCUGGAUGCUUAGAGGGCUCCCAUCAAUCCCAGUCCACAUCUUUUGGAAUACUGAAACUUUCAUGUUAAAAUCUGGGAAAGCUCAUGGAAUGUCCUCUGCAGGGCUCCCAACGGUGACAAUGUGCCAUUACUUCUGGGAAAGUAGUCUUUCUGAAGUGAACCAUUUUUUGUUUUUUAUGUGCUUUGUUAAUUUCCCUGAUCUACUCAAAGGCGUCAACACUCAGGAAACCGACAGAAUCCUACAUUUUAAUAUUUAAUUCAGACUGUGUUUUUAUGUCCAUUUAUCCAUUUUCUAACCCGCUGAAUCCGAACACAGGGUCACCGGGGUCUGCU
Polypterus senegalus (gray bichir) is the source of this 1712-nucleotide messenger RNA. RefSeq names its product tumor necrosis factor receptor superfamily member 9-like. Gene Ontology annotation, molecular function: signaling receptor activity; cytokine binding. The transcript has 8 exons. Gene Ontology annotation, cellular component: external side of plasma membrane. The record is from RefSeq and is a predicted model, not a curated record. Gene Ontology annotation, biological process: regulation of cell population proliferation. NCBI's taxonomy places the organism in Eukaryota, Metazoa, Chordata, Cladistia, Polypteriformes, Polypteridae. The coding region runs from base 211 to 1062 and encodes 283 amino acids.